CUUCCUCCCUCUCUCCCUUUAAUAAAACCAUACCAUAACUAACUUAAAAAAACCCAAACAAAACAAAUCCAGAAAGAAAAAAGAGGCGACAAUCCGACCGUCGAUCCAAUCCAUUGGAUUUCUAGACGUUCGCUAUGUCCACGGAAGGAAGUUGUCCCGUGAAAGUGAGAAUUAUCGUGACUGAGUUCGUCGAAACAGACGCGACGAGCUUCAAAUCCGUCGUUCAGCGCCUGACGGGAAGAGAUCGGAAUGUGAUUGCAACGGAGAAAAUGGCGGAGAUAUCCAACGGUGCUCCCAAGAAGAAAGUGUCUAAGGCAGCUUGUGUUGGAGAGGAUGGAUCGUGGGGCUCGCCGGAGAGUUCGGAGCAGCUGGAAGAGUGGGAGAGAAUCUUCAUGGAGAUUCCAAACUUAGAUGAAUUGAAGGCCUGGUGCGCUGAUUGAGAUAUUCAA
Molecule: messenger RNA, 449 nt
Organism: Magnolia sinica
Lineage: Eukaryota; Viridiplantae; Streptophyta; Magnoliopsida; Magnoliales; Magnoliaceae
Product: VQ motif-containing protein 10-like
Exons: 1
Coding region: 135-440 (101 amino acids)
Source: RefSeq, a predicted model, not a curated record